Messenger RNA from Peronospora matthiolae, 243 nucleotides. Lineage: Eukaryota; Oomycota; Peronosporomycetes; Peronosporales; Peronosporaceae. The record is from the annotation of a GenBank genome assembly.
AUGGAUGCCGAUGUCGAUGCGAUCGACAUCGAUGAUGAUGAUGAGGACGAUGCUGUUUUGUUCAGCAUCCUCAACGACUGCCUCAGUGAAGACGAUGAUGCCCUCACUGGUGAAGACAACGUCCAUUCAGCAGUGCACAAGAAGCGCAUUGCUGUUUACAAGGAUAAAUUAGUUGAGAAAUUUAUGCUGACUCGCGAAGCGGUUGUCCACUUCAUUCUAGACUCUAGAGCAGAUGCAAUCUAA